Zootoca vivipara (common lizard) is the source of this 4137-nucleotide messenger RNA. RefSeq names its product N-alpha-acetyltransferase 35, NatC auxiliary subunit (gene NAA35). Gene Ontology annotation, cellular component: NatC complex. The record is from RefSeq and is a predicted model, not a curated record. Gene Ontology annotation, biological process: N-terminal peptidyl-methionine acetylation. Lineage: Eukaryota; Metazoa; Chordata; Lepidosauria; Squamata; Lacertidae.
GAGGAGGUGGGGAAGGAUGCGAUCCUGCGCACGCGCAGCAGGCGGGCCGGCGCUUUGGCGUUCUCUCUCUGGUCCGUAUGUGAGAGUGGGAGGGGAAGCGGGUUCCUUCGGCUGUGCUGCGCGAGGUGAGCGACUCAGGUUAAGAUCAUGGUUAUGAAGGCUUCAGUAGAAGAUGAUGAUUCGGCUUGGGAGCUCAAUAUACCUGAGAAGAUGGAAAAGGGUAACACAAGCUGGAUAGAUAUCACCCAAGACUUUGAGGACUGCUGUAGAGAAUUGAAGUUGGGCGAGUUGCUUCAUGACAAACUUUUUGGUCUUUUUGAAGCAAUGUCUGCUAUUGAAAUGAUGGAUCCCAAGAUGGAUGCUGGUAUGAUUGGAAACCAAGUUAAUCGAAAAGUUCUUAACUUUGAACAAGCUAUCAAGGAUGGUACCAUUAAAAUUAAAGAUUUAUCAUUACCUGAGUUGAUAGGGAUCAUGGACACUUGUUUUUGCUGCUUGAUAACUUGGUUGGAAGGCCAUUCUUUGGCACAGACGGUAUUCACUUGCCUUUAUAUUCAUAAUCCAGACUUUAUAGAAGAUCCUGCCAUGAAGGCAUUUGCUCUUGGGAUCCUCAAAAUCUGUGAUAUUGCUAGAGAAAAAGUGAACAAAGCUGCAGUAUUUGAAGAGGAAGAUUUUCAGUCUAUGACGUAUGGAUUUAAAAUGGCGAAUAGUGUGACAGAUCUUCGUGUUACAGGUAUGUUGAAGGAUGUUGAGGAUGACAUGCAACGGCGAGUUAAGAGCACUCGAAGUCGACAAGGAGAAGAGAGAGAUCCAGAAGUAGAACUUGAACAUCAACAGUGCUUUGCAGUAUUCAGCAGAGUGAAGUUCACCCGAGUAUUACUGACUGUAUUAAUAGCUUUUACCAAAAAAGAGACUAGUGCAGUUGCAGAAGCUCAGAAGUUGAUGACUCAGGCAGCUGACUUGCUUUCUGCUAUCCACAAUUCAUUACACCAUGGCAUUCAGGCUCAGAAUGACACAACAAAAGGAGAUCAUCCUAUUAUGAUGGGUUUUGAACCCCUUGUUAAUCAGAGAUUGCUUCCUCCAACUUUUCCUCGAUACGCAAAAAUUAUUAAAAGGGAAGAAAUGGUCAACUAUUUUUCAAAACUUAUAGACCGAAUAAAAACUGUCUGUGAAGUUGUCAAUUUAACUAAUUUGCACUGCAUACUGGAUUUUUUCUGUGAAUUUAGUGAACAGUCACCUUGUGUUCUUUCAAGAUCAUUGUUACAGACUACUUUUCUUGUGGAUAACAAAAAGGUAUUUGGUACUCAUCUCAUGCAAGAUAUGGUGAAGGAUGCCCUGCGAUCUUUUGUCAGUCCUCCAGUACUUUCACCUAAAUGUUGUCUAUAUAAUAACCACCAGGCUAAGGACUACAUUGACUCCCUUGUUACGCACUGUGUUCGGCCAUUCUGUAGUUUGAUUCAGAUUCAUGGGCACAAUAGGGCUCGUCAGAGAGAUAAACUUGGCCAUAUUCUUGAGGAAUUUGCUACUUUGCAAGAUGAGGCAGAAAAAGUGGAUGCAGCACUUCAUAGUAUGCUGCUGAAACAAGAACCCCAAAGGCAACACUUGGCAUGCUUGGGCACCUGGGUCCUUUACCAUAACCUUCGCAUCAUGAUACAGUAUCUUCUGAGUGGGUUUGAACUGGAACUCUACAGUAUGCACGAAUACUACUACAUAUAUUGGUAUCUCUCUGAGUUUCUCUAUGCAUGGCUAAUGUCAACACUCAGUCGUGCUGAUAGCUCUCAAAUGGCAGAAGAAAGAAUAAUGGAAGAGCAGCAGAAAGGCCGGAGUAAUAAAAAAAGCAAGAAAAAGAAAAAAGCUCGUCCUCUGAGCAGAGAGAUCACCAUGAGCCAAGCCUAUCAAAACAUGUGUGCUGGAAUGUAUAAGACUAUGAUUGCUUUUGAUAUGGAUGGCAAAGUGAGAAAGCCAAAGUUUGAGCUCGAUAGUGAGCAAGUUCGAUACGAGCACAGGUUCGCCCCUUUCAACAGUGUCAUCACUCCACCACCCGUACACUAUUUGCAGUUCAAGGAAAUGUCUGACCUAAACAAAUACAGUCCUCCACCUCAGUCCUCUGAUCUCUACAUGGCUGCUAGCAAACACUUCCAGCAAGCUAAAAUGAUCCUGGAAAAUAUCCCUAACCCAGACCAUGAGGUCAACAGAAUUCUUAAAGUUGCUAAGCCCAAUAUUGUGGUCAUGAAGCUGCUGGCAGGCGGUCACAAAAAGGAUUCUAAAGUUCCACCAGAAUUUGACUUCUCCCCUCACAGAUACUUCCCAGUAGUGAAGCUUAUUUGAGGCAAAGGAUUAGGAGAACAAACAAUCUAUAAUAUGUACAACAGAGCUGCCUUGGUAGGCUCUUUUAUACUGUGCUCAAAAGGGACAUAGUUCACUUGGACAAAAGUACUAUUGGGAGUAGCUUUAUUCUGGCUUCCACACAGCCUGAGUGACAACUGCUGUUUUAAAGUGGUUUGUGUAAUGUUUUACCAUUGGACCUGAUUUUAACAACUUCAUUGUUAAAGCAUUGUAUGUUUUGGUUUUACUGCGGUUUUACCCAUAAAUCGUUUUUAUGAAUGGCUUUUGAAUAUUUGUAAGCAUUUCAGAACACACUUGCCCACUUCAAAAGAACACUGUAGUAAGGGAGUGGUUAUAUUUUGAUGACUAAAAAACAACUCUCCUCUGAAGGAACACUGGUAGGCUCUGCGGAUGUGUAUUAGGCCUCAUAUGAAAUGUUCUUAACUCAUGCACACGCAAAAUUGCAUUGGAGUUUUGCUAAGCAAUAAUUUGGAAGGCAUACCCUUUUAGAGUGUAAAAUCUUCAAAAGAAGGGGGUGAAAUUUCUGGCCACUGGUUGAGUAUUCUAGAUAGAUGUCUUUGGAUUUAAUUGCUGAGAGUUUGCAUUCAGGACUUGACAUUAUUUGGCCAGCCUUUAUACAUACAUGGUUGCACCUUCCUCUCCACUUGUUUUAAAGGCUGCCCUAUACCAAGUUAUUUCUGUAAAUUUUAAAACUUGAAAUGAUUUGGACCACUUUUAUUUGGUUAAGUAAAUGUUCUGUGCACUGUUUUCAUAUUUCGGUUUUUGAAGCAUAAUACAGUUGGGGGGUUUGGGAUUUUUUUGUUUACACAUGUUUGAAGUAUUAACGGCAACAUUAAAGGUAAGGGUAUGUCUAUGCAAAUAAAGAGCCAGCUAGUUUUAUGGAAUGUUCUGUAGAAUACGUGUUUCCUUUUUCAUAGCUUAAGUAGGAGACCUAAAAUCUAGACACACUGUACAUUUUGUUUCCCCUUGAAGUGGGUUUUACUUGGAAUAAGACACCAUCAACCAGGCUAUUCGGGGUUUUUUAUUCUUUAAUUUAAUCCACCAUUGAUCGAAAUAGGUUUUCAUUUCACAAAGACUAGGCUGUUUAAUUGAAGUAAUCAAAAUCAAAUACGUAAUGGAGUAUCUAAUUGGUUAGCCUUGUGCUUAUGCCACCAGUGGAAGGUGAUUGCAAAAGAAAGGAGGCAUUUUUUUUAUUACCACCAAGCAUCCCCAAGACAGUUCUGGAAGGUUAGGGGAUUCUCCAGAGAUUUUCAAUAGCUGAAGGAGGGGAUAGGAUUUGGGGGGGGGGAUCUACCCCCUGCCUCAAAGGUGCUUGUGAAAGGGCACCAACUGGAUAUAACCAUUAGCUGAUAAGCAUGAAAAAAGAUUAUGGAGCAACAAACUUGUACCACAUUUACUAUGUGCCUGGUAUUUUUAAGGGUCACCACUACGGUCAAGGAUGAAUUUGAACAGCUUCUAUGACCUAUACUGAGGCCACUGCAGUAGCAUGCUCUUUCCUAUUCGUGUGAUAAGUACUGAGCUUUGCUUUGCAUUAAGAUACUUCAUACGAAAUAAGUCAAUAUAUGAGGCUUGUAGAUUCAUCAAGUUGCAGAAAGAUUAUAAAUCAUGCUCUUGGCUACUAUUAUGGGCAAAUAUUUCAGUGUUUAAAAACUGGUUUAUAGUGUAUAACCCUAUCGCUAUCUUCUUUCUGGAGGAAAUUGCUAUGGAAAACAAGUACAAAAUCCAGUAAUAAUUGGGAAGAACAGUCUUUCUUUGAUAGCUAGAGAAAACAAUGGGAUUUCUAAAGCUAAAGUU